This is a messenger RNA of Lutra lutra (Eurasian river otter), 954 nucleotides long. Its product is annotated as olfactory receptor 2T11-like. Gene Ontology annotation, molecular function: G protein-coupled receptor activity; olfactory receptor activity. Lineage: Eukaryota; Metazoa; Chordata; Mammalia; Carnivora; Mustelidae. Gene Ontology annotation, biological process: G protein-coupled receptor signaling pathway. The record is from RefSeq and is a predicted model, not a curated record. Gene Ontology annotation, cellular component: membrane.
AUGGAUAAAAGAAAUGAGUCUUCAAAUAUGGACUUAAUCCUCUUGGGCCUCUUCCCUGGUAUAAAACAUAUCAACAUCCUUGUCUCUGCAAUUCUUCUGAUCUACACUGUGGCUGUAACCACAAAUUCCAUCCUUAUAUUCCUGAUUUGGGUGGAUUCUCACCUCCACACACCCAUGUGCUUUCUCCUCAGCCAACUGGCCCUUAUGGACCUGACAUUAAUCUCUAGCACUGUACCAAAGAUGGCAACUGACUUCUUCUCAGGGAAGAGAAGUAUAUCACAGGUGGCCUGUGGAACUCAGAUCUUUUUCUUCCUGACUCUAGGAAUUGCUGAGUGUAUCCUCAUCACCCUCAUGGCUUUUGACCAUUAUGUGGCCAUUUGCAACCCUUUGAGAUACACCCUGAUCAUGAGUCAGAAAGUAUGUCUGCAGAUGACUUUCAUUUCCUGGCCUGGAGGUGCACUUAUAUCACUCAUGCACACAGCGUAUGCUAUGCAUUUCCCCAUCUGUGGUUCUAGAGAGAUUUCCCAUUUCCUCUGUGAGGUCAUGGCCAUCCUAAAAUUGGCCUGUGAGGACAUCUCUGCUUAUGAGAAGGCUAUAGUGAUGACAAGUAUUGUGGUGCUCCUCAUUCCUUUGUCCUUUAUUCUGACCUCUUAUGCUCUCAUCUUCCUUGCUGUCUUCCGCAUGAAUCUGGAGGGCAGGAAUAAAGCUUUGGCCACCUGUUCCUCCCACUUGACUGUGGUGAGCCUAUACUUCAGUCCAGCCAUGCUGGUCUACAUGAGGCCUACUUCUUAUCACAGUCCAAAACUGGACCAGGUUCUCUUUAUGCUUGGUGCCAUCCUCACCCCCAUGAUGAACCCCCUCAUAUAUAGUUUGAGGAACAAGGAGGUGGUGGGAGCUCUGAAAAACGUGUUGGGAUGCUGCCUAACCUCAAAUUACACCACAAAUGUAAGAUGA